Messenger RNA from Ananas comosus (pineapple), 696 nucleotides. RefSeq names its product actin-depolymerizing factor 11. The record is from RefSeq and is a predicted model, not a curated record. Gene Ontology annotation, biological process: actin filament depolymerization. The coding region runs from base 188 to 625 and encodes 145 amino acids. The transcript is spliced from 3 exons. Gene Ontology annotation, cellular component: cytoplasm; actin cytoskeleton. Gene Ontology annotation, molecular function: actin filament binding. Lineage: Eukaryota; Viridiplantae; Streptophyta; Magnoliopsida; Poales; Bromeliaceae.
GAAGCAUCGUACACUACGGUGUGCCCCAUCUUCGUCCUCUUCGCUUUUUUCUCCUCCUCUCUUUUCCUUCGCCUAAGCAUAAAGGAUUCGCUGUGAGCUCGCGCUCUCCUCCACUCGUCGUCCUUAGAAACCCUCUCGCUCUUUUCACCUCUAGGGCUUCGUUUCCACCCCCGAUCUCGUAGAUCACAUGGCUUUUCUCCGAUCUUGUUCAAAUGCAUCAUCUGGGAUGGGCGUUGCUGGGGAUUGUAAGGAGACAUUCUUAGAGCUUCAGAGGAAGAAGACUCACCGCUAUGUAAUCUUCAAGAUCGAUGAAAAGCAGAAAGCGGUUGUAGUGGAGAAAACUGGAGGCGCAACUGAGAGCUAUGAUGAUUUCAUUGCUUCUCUCCCUGAAAAUGAUUGCCGAUAUGCAAUCUAUGAUUUCGACUUUGUUACUGAGGAGAACUGCCAGAAAAGCAAGAUUUUUUUUGUUGCUUGGUCUCCUUCCGUGUCCCGCAUCCGAGCUAAGAUGCUUUAUGCUACUUCCAAGGACCGAUUCAGGCGAGAACUAGAUGGUAUUCACUACGAGAUUCAGGCGACUGAUCCGUCGGAGCUGGACCUCGAUGUUCUCAGAGACCGUGCGCAUUAAAUGUAAAAUUUUCGAAGGAGCGUGCCAUCUCACUCUGGUGGUGUCAACAUCUUUCGUCAAUCGGCAACUAA